AUGAGUGUCGUGCCACUGGAGAACACAGACAAGCUCGAACUCGAGAGGCUUCACGAUCUUGCCACCCAUCAUGAAUACGCCUCUACCACUGUGGGGAAAGACCACAAGGUUCAAACGACGACCGCUGAAAGUUCAGCUCCGGCCGACUCGGAUACGGGGAGCAGCCCUCUGGAAACUCAAAAUCAAACGGUGUGGACAUUCAAAACCUUCCUUGCGACCCUCGCAUUGGCUGGCCUCUAUGUUGGAUCUCAGAUACCUCUGUAUUUCGUCGGAGCGGUGCUAUCAUAUGUGGCUGCCGACAUCGGUGGAGUCAAAGCGUCGUCGUGGUUGUCAGUGGCUUACGCUCUGCCUCUCGCAGCUGUAGCCCCUUUCUGUGGCUACCUACAAGAUCUGCUAGGGCGCCGAAACAUCACGCUUGCUGGUGGUGUUGCCAUCAUGAUGGGUUGUGUGAUCGUCGCGACUGCACACCACUUUCGCGAAGGUAUCGUGGGCAUGGGGUUUGCUGGAGCCGGAGCAGCAAUAGGAGAACUUAGUGCUCUUGCCGGGACGUCUGAGCUAGUGCCUGUCAACAAGCGUGGCACCUAUCUGGCGUUAGUCACUGGCUUUGUCCUCCCCUUUACUCCGUAUGUUAUAUAUGCUCAGCUUCUAGCAGCAUACCAUACGUGGCGCUGGGGUCUGUGGAUCUGUUUAAUCUGGAACGGAAUUUGGUGGCUGGUGUUGCUGGUGGUCUACUUUCCUGAGUCGCAAACAAGGACAAAGAGAAUGAUGUCGAAAGAGACCUUGAAGAAGAUCGACUAUAUCGGCGCAAUCACUUCGGUUACAGGCUUGACUCUAAUCCUGGUUGCUCUCGAAGCUGGAGGAUACCCCCAUUCCUGGAAGAGCGGAUAUAUCCUUGCUCAGCUUCUGGUAGGGAUUGCGUUGCUCAUUGCAUUCGUGGUUUGGGAGUGGAAAUAUUGCAAAGAGCCCAUGGUCCCCCACGAACUAUUCACCGGGCAGCGUAUUGUGGCCAUGGCAUAUGGGAUUGCAUUCUCCUACGCAGGCAUGAACUUCUACGCAAUGAUCAACUUCUUCCCGCUGGUAUUCCAGAGGGUCUUCACUCCCGAUCCUAUCAAAGUAGGGCUCAGAGGUCUGGGUCCGGGUAUCAGCACUACCUUGGGAGCUGUACUUGCUAAUUCAUCGCUGUCGUGGUUCAAGGGCCACAACAGAGAGAUCCUGCUGGCCGGAUGCGUCGUCAUGACUGCAUUUGGCGGAGCUUUCGCAGCUGUGACGCCGGACCGAGAAAGCCUGGCGAUAGGCCUAGGCAUAAGUACAGGCUUGGGUGUAGGUGCAGUCCUGGUGCCGGCUGCCACUGUUGCCAUCACCGUGGCCCCCGACACGUCGAUCGCAACCUGUGUGGCACUCUCCCUGACAAUCCGCGCCGUGGGAGGGAGCAUCGGCGCCGCAAUCUACUACAACAUCUUCAUCAACAAACUCAAAUCCAAACUCCCAGCAUAUGUCGCCCAGCGUGCCAUUCAGGCGGGGCUUCCCGUGGCGGAGGUGGCUGAGUUCGUCGAGGUCUUUGUGGCCGGAAACGGGUCUCUGUCCGAGCUGGCUCGACUUCCCGGUGUGAAUGAGCAGAUUAUCACCGCGGCGUCAAUGGCCAGCAGAUGGGCCUACGCCGACAGUCUCCAGUAUAUCUGGCUGACCAGCAUCGCUUUCGGCGGCUGUGCCAUCGUCGCUUGCUUGUUCUUGGGCAAUGUCUCCACGUACAUGACUGACCGGGUUGCUGCGAGGAUCAGGAGCUGA
Fonsecaea multimorphosa CBS 102226 is the source of this 1785-nucleotide messenger RNA. RefSeq lists its product as uncharacterized. Lineage: Eukaryota; Fungi; Ascomycota; Eurotiomycetes; Chaetothyriales; Herpotrichiellaceae. The record is from RefSeq and is a predicted model, not a curated record. The transcript is spliced from 6 exons. Gene Ontology annotation, biological process: transmembrane transport. Bases 1 to 1785 code for a protein of 594 amino acids. Gene Ontology annotation, molecular function: transmembrane transporter activity.